CGCCCCCGUCCCCCAUGUCCUUUCUCGCUUUCCAGGGAUGGUGUGGCCACCCGUCCCCUAUCCCCUCCCGCGCGAGGCCUCUAUAAGAAAAAUCUGCCACUCCGCUCCGCACUUGCACAAGGUGCACACGCGCUCGCCCUCGCGUCGCUGCUCCGGUUCUCUCCCGCCGAUCGACGCCACCCCCACGUCCGGACCCGCGGUUCCUCCGACUCCGAGGAAAUGGCUGCGCUUCAACCCUCAUUUUCAUCGACAAUGGCUCUGAGGAGUAGCGGCAGCAGUCUUAAGUUCCCCAAAACUGCACUUCUACCUGGUUUUAGUGGCAUUUCACGUCAAGACAUGCAAGAAAGGAAUAGUAGCCUUGCUUGUUUAAUCCCCAAGGUUGCUUCGGUAACUGAUCAGUCAAUAGCAGAACCAUCAAAACCCAGGAAAAAUAAGAACACAGUCGACCCUACAGCACCAGAAUUUCUGCCACUCCCAUCAUUUGAAGAAUGCUUUCCAAGGAGUACCAAAGAAUCAAGUGAAAUCGUUCACGAGGAAUCUGGUCAUGUCCUCAAGGUCCCAUUCCGGAGAGUCCACUUGACUGGAGAUCAGAAGCACUUUGACACAUAUGACACCAGUGGUCCUCAAAAUAUAAGCCCAAGGACUGGACUCCCAAAGAUAAGGAAGGAAUGGAUUGAUAGGAGGGAAAAGCUGGGUAGUCCUCGUUACACGCAAAUGUAUUAUGCUAAACAGGGAAUCAUAACAGAGGAGAUGAUAUAUUGUGCCAAGCGUGAGAACCUUAGUCCUGAAUUUGUUCGGACAGAAGUUGCCCAUGGACGAGCCAUAAUUCCUUCCAACAAGAGGCACCUGGAAUUGGAACCCAUGAUUGUUGGAAGAAACUUCCUUGUAAAGGUGAAUGCAAAUAUUGGGAAUUCAGCUGUUGUGAGCUCCAUCGAGGAGGAAGUUCACAAGCUCCAGUGGGCCACAAUGUGGGGAGCUGAUACUGUCAUGGAUCUUUCAACAGGGCGACACAUCCAUGAGACCCGGGAAUGGAUUAUUCGUAACUCUCCAGUUCCUAUUGGGACCGUUCCUAUUUACCAAGCACUUGAGAAAGUAAAUGGUAUUGCAGAAAAUUUGAGCUGGGAAAUCUUUAGGGAGACCUUGAUUGAACAAGCUGAGCAGGGUGUUGAUUACUUCACAAUCCAUGCUGGUGUCCUGCUCCGUUACAUUCCACUUACAACAAAGAGAAUGACUGGCAUAGUUUCGCGUGGUGGCUCGAUUCAUGCAAAAUGGUGCUUAACUUAUCACAAGGAGAACUUUGCUUAUGAACACUGGGAUGACAUUCUGGACAUAUGCAAUCAAUAUGAUGUGGCAUUAUCAAUUGGUGAUGGCUUGAGGCCUGGUUCUAUUUAUGAUGCAAAUGAUAGUGCUCAGUUUGCAGAGUUGUUGACUCAAGGGGAACUAACACGUCGAGCAUGGGCGAAAGAUGUGCAGGUGAUGAAUGAAGGCCCAGGGCACAUCCCAAUGCAUAAAAUUCCUGAAAACAUGGAGAAACAGCUGGAGUGGUGUAAUGAAGCACCUUUCUAUACGUUGGGUCCACUGACAACUGAUAUUGCACCUGGUUAUGAUCACAUCACCUCAGCCAUUGGUGCUGCCAACAUUGGAGCUCUUGGCACUGCACUUCUUUGUUAUGUAACACCAAAGGAGCACCUUGGGUUGCCUAAUCGUGAUGAUGUUAAGACAGGUGUGAUAUCCUACAAAAUUGCUGCUCAUGCUGCUGACUUGGCAAAGGGUCAUCCCUAUGCACAAGCUUGGGAUGAUGCCCUUAGCAAGGCAAGGUUUGAGUUUAGAUGGCUCGAUCAAUUUGCUCUGUCGCUGGACCCAGUAACUGCCAUGUCUUUCCAUGAUGAAACAUUGCCAUCCGAGGGUGCCAAAGUUGCACAUUUCUGCUCAAUGUGUGGGCCCAAGUUUUGUUCGAUGAAAAUCACAGAGGAUAUUAGAAAGUAUGCGGAUGAACAUGGUUACGGAACAGUAGAGGAAGCUGUGAAGGAAGGAAUGAAUGCUAUGAGUGCUGAAUUUUUGGCUGCAAGGAAGACAAUUAGUGGGGAACAGCAUGGUGAAGCUGGAGGGGAGAUCUACGUACCAGAAAGCUAUGCAGCUCACAAAUGAGAUCUCCUCAGAAGCCACCCAACGAAGCAGAUAUGCUGGCUAGGGCCUUCAGCAGCAGCAAUUCUACCAUCUUAUGUUAGGAGAUGGUAAGCAGUAUGUGAAUAAAGCUGGGUUGCUUACCUUAAGUAUGUGAAUGCCAAUAUGGAUUGUAAUAAAAGGAAACUCUGUUCUGUGUCCCAUUGCAUUAUUUUGCUCCCUCAAGUAUUGUUGCGUCACUAUGGGAUUGUUGGUGAUAAAAGUUGCACCAGGGGUGCCUGUAUUCUCGACAGUGUAAAGGCCUCAUGGCCUUGACUGUUGUGAGAUGGGCUGAGAAAGUCCCUUUGAACCUGAACAGGAUAAUGCCUGCGAAGGGAGCGUGCAAUUCCGUUUUCAUGUUUUUCAGGAACCCGUCAGCCUUCUGGUGGAAAUUGAAGUACCAACUGUCCGUGAGCGUUCACGGCUCCGCCAUGGGUCUGCCUGUUUCUUACAACUGAGGUAACAUGGUAUUCUUUUUGCAUGAUUUCAUCAACCAGCUGUGUUACCGUUUCCACAGAGAGUUUAGUAUGCUUCCCAAUAACACUCAAGCAAUCAAUAGACCCAUGAUAUUUUGUGAAGAAUUUGCUCUUCCUGUAUAAUAUAUUUCUAUAAAUGUGUAUCUACAUUUAUUUACAGUAGACUACAGAUUCAGGUGGGGGGUGAUUAGCUGCUUUUGCCCUUCUCGUCACUCGUCAGGAUGGUCAGAUAGCGUAGUUCAAUAUUGCACGAAAUCUUUGUUUUUUAACAAAGAAUAUUGUAAAUCUCUCACGUAAACAGUUUUCAAUUCAGCAUUAUGCAUGAUUGUUUACAAAUGCGUGUUUUCUGAUAGCAGAGUUAGGAUCUUAAAACACCAUAAAUUCAAUAUAGAAAUAGAUCAAGUCAUUGCAUUGGUGGAGAACAAUUUAUCACUUUUACCUUCGGUCAAGUGCAUGUCUCUCAUGUAUUACUGCCUGCUUCGCAUUUUUGUACUACCUAUAUUCAUAUAAUCCAACUGCCAUGGCUGAAGCGAGAUGUCAAGAAACAUCUGGCGGCGAAGCAAACAAUUCUUCUGUGGCUAGAUCUUUUGUGUUCUCUGUGGUACGGGUACCAAUGAACUGUGCUCGUUUACAUAUUGAAGAUGAAUACUAAUUGUGCUCCAACGGCAGAGUUUCAAACCCUUUGGGAGAUGAGCUAGGCACCCGAUUCUGUGGUAUUGGUGCUCAAGUUCUCAUGCCAUGCUGAGAUGUUAAGUACUACAAACGUCCGUUCUGAUCUAUGUAUAACUCUGUCUGAAUGUUACCCCUGAGUAUCAAUUUUGUUACUAAACUGUGCUGCUUUUCUGAUA
Molecule: messenger RNA, 3487 nt
Organism: Panicum virgatum (switchgrass)
Lineage: Eukaryota; Viridiplantae; Streptophyta; Magnoliopsida; Poales; Poaceae
Product: phosphomethylpyrimidine synthase, chloroplastic-like
Exons: 6
Coding region: 220-2148 (642 amino acids)
Biological process (GO): thiamine biosynthetic process
Molecular function (GO): carbon-carbon lyase activity; iron-sulfur cluster binding
Source: RefSeq, a predicted model, not a curated record